Messenger RNA from Pistacia vera, 2308 nucleotides. Its product is annotated as receptor-like serine/threonine-protein kinase SD1-8. Gene Ontology annotation, biological process: recognition of pollen; protein phosphorylation. The record is from RefSeq and is a predicted model, not a curated record. NCBI's taxonomy places the organism in Eukaryota, Viridiplantae, Streptophyta, Magnoliopsida, Sapindales, Anacardiaceae. The transcript is spliced from 8 exons. Gene Ontology annotation, molecular function: ATP binding; protein kinase activity. The coding region runs from base 88 to 2076 and encodes 662 amino acids.
AGGAUUCUAGCAAAUCCAGAGGUACAACUCCUAGAUUCUGGGAACUUUAUCCUCAGGGAGAGUACUGACAGGAGUUCUGAGAACUACAUGUGGCAAAGCUUUGAUUAUCCAUCAGAUACAUUGUUAACAGGAAUGAAGCUUGGAUGGAACUUAAAAACCGGUUUUGAGCGAUAUCUUACAUCAUGGAGAAGUGUUGAUGAUCCAUCUGCUACAGACUUUAGUUUCAGACUCGAGAUUAAUGACGCACCUCAAUUAUAUAUUAGCUCUUCGUCAAAAAAAGUGGCCCGCAGCGGACCAUGGAAUGGCGUGCAGUUUGGUGGUAUUCCCAUGACCCACAACAAGGUCUUCAAACUAAUGGUGGUGCAUAACGAAGAUGAGUUGUAUUACAUGUAUAAGCCUUUCGACGACACAGUUCUCACACGAUUAAUUGUGAAUCAAUCUUCCGGUACAAUGCAACGUUUUGUUUUUAAUCAGGGGAGCGGAGCAUGGGAAAUUGAGCAGUGUGGUGCUAACUCCAACUGCAGAACCAGCAGGACACCGAUGUGUGAAUGCUUGAAGGGGUUUGUGCCCAAAUCACAAGAUGACUGGGGCACACCUCAGACUACAACAUGUGUAAAGAAAUCACAAGAGUCAGAUUGCCCCGAUAGAGAAGGGUUUCUGAAGCUUGUUCGUAUGAAAGUCCCUGAUAAUAAUUGGUCCAACCAAAGUAUGAAUACUCAGGAAUGUUGGGCGAAGUGCUUGAAGAAUUGUUCUUGCAUGGCUUAUGCUAAUUCAGAUAUAAGCGGAAAAGGUAGUGGUUGUUUGAUGUGGUCUGGAGACCUGACUGAUAUAAAAGAAUGUUCAGGAAGUUUCAGUUGGGGACAGGAUUUAUAUAUACGGGUUCCAGCUUCAGAACUAGUUAAUCAUUCCUAUAAAAAGAAAAUAAUGAUGAUCGUCGUGACGGUGGUCUCGAUCAUUUUUUGCAUGUUUCUAUUGGGCCUUUUAGUCUACAAAGCUUGGAAGAAAACGAGGAGCAAAGGUAAGGAAGAAGUUCAAACUUCAAUAAACAUGGAGAAUAGGAAGGAGGAUAUAGAAGUACCUUUGUUUGAUUUGGCCACCAUUGUUGCUGCUACUAACAAUUUCUCCCACGCCAACAUGAUUGGUGAGGGUGGAUUUGGUCCUGUUUACAAGGGAACACUUUUGGACGGACAAGAAAUUGCAGUAAAGAGACUUUCGAAAAAAUCAGGACAAGGUCUGGAAGAGUUCAAGAAUGAAGUAGAGUUAAUUGGAAAACUUCAACACAGGAAUCUUGUUGCACUUGUUGGCGGCUGCAUUGAAGGAGAUGAAAGGAUGCUGAUCUACGAGUAUAUGCCCAACAAGAGCUUGGAUUAUUUUAUUUUCGAUAAGGAAAGAAGGGAACUACUGUCAUGGAAAAAGCGCUUUGAAAUUAUUAUUGGAAUUGCACGUGGACUUCUAUACCUCCACCAAGAUUCUACACUUAAAGUAGUUCAUAGAGAUUUGAAGACAAGCAAUGUUUUGUUAGACAGGGACCUGAAUCCUAAGAUUUCAGAUUUUGGUUUGGCAAGAAUAUUCGGGGAUGAUGACACAGAAGUAAGCACAAAGAGAGUCGUUGGAACAUAUGGCUACAUGUCUCCUGAGUAUGCCACGGAAGGGAUAUUUUCAUUGCAAUCCGAUGUUUACAGCUUUGGAGUGCUUCUGCUAGAGAUAAUAACUGGAAAAAGGAAUAAAGGGUUUCGUCAUAUUGAUCACCAUCAUAAUCUCAUUGGACAUGCCUGGCUGUUGUGGAAUAAUGGAAGGGCCCUGGAACUAAUGGAUAGGCAUUUAGAAGAUUCUUUCAUAGAAUCUAAAGUCCAAAGAUGUAUUCAAGUGGGUUUGUUAUGUGUGCAAAAGUUCCCAGAAAACAGACCAGAUAUGUCAUCUGUGGUUUUCAUGUUAGCAAAUGAAGAGGUAGCACUGCCUCGACCUAGAGAGCCAGGUUUCUUCACAGAAAGAGGUUUCAGCACAGAUACAUCAUCAAGUAAAGAAACAGCUAAUACACAAAAUGCAUUGAGUAUAACCAUCCCGGAAGGAAGAUAGAAUUUCAUGCCCCAGUUUAAUAGUUAUUUUCUGUUGGAGCAUGCAGUAACUAUGCAUAUAUUUUAUCUUUGCAUCAUAAGCUUUAAGGACUUCAUUGCCAUAGAAUAAUUUCUUGAUGUACAAAUGUUUCCAUAAUGCUUUAAAAUGGAGACUCGUCUCAAUUCUGUAAUUUAUUAUGUGUCAAAUUUAGCAAAGCUAUAAUAUUAUAGGAUUGAAUUGUAUCUUAAAACUA